This is a messenger RNA of Labrus mixtus (cuckoo wrasse), 5699 nucleotides long. RefSeq names its product adhesion G protein-coupled receptor F5-like. Gene Ontology annotation, cellular component: membrane. Gene Ontology annotation, biological process: cell surface receptor signaling pathway; sodium ion transport; biotin transport. Gene Ontology annotation, molecular function: G protein-coupled receptor activity; sodium-dependent multivitamin transmembrane transporter activity. The transcript is spliced from 34 exons. The record is from RefSeq and is a predicted model, not a curated record. NCBI's taxonomy places the organism in Eukaryota, Metazoa, Chordata, Actinopteri, Labriformes, Labridae. Bases 269 to 5308 code for a protein of 1679 amino acids.
CAGAGGUUGAGAGACCUCGGGUUGUUUACACGUAGUGGAGGUUGUCUCGUGUAACAAUGAUUUUCUGCUUCAAACAAAUGAGCUUAAGUAACGCACAGAAAUAUACAGAACUUUUAAAAGAAGAUCACACGUCAUUAAAUGAAGGAUGAGGCUGCUGGACGCUCCUGACUGAUGGGUGUUGACGAAGACGUUUCCAGUCCGCCUGAAUGUGCGUCUGCAGGAGAACCAAACCUCCUCCACCUGAAGCUCAGACUCAAAGACAAUCGCCAUGGACCCGUCCAACCAGAAGCACUUCACGGUUGUUGACUAUGUGAUAUUCGGGCUGCUGCUCGCUGCCUCGAUGGCCAUCGGGCUGUACCACGCCUUCUCAGGGGGUCGUCAACGCACCACACAGGAGUUCUUGAUGGCCGACAGGAGCAUGGGCUGUCUUCCUGUUUCUCUGUCGCUCAUCGCUUCAUUCCAGUCCGCCGUAGCGAUCAUAGGCGUGCCAGCGGAAAUCUACACUCACGGUACUCAGUACUGGUUCAUCGGCUGUGCCUAUGUUCUGGGCCUCCUCAUUCCUGCUCAUGUUUUCAUUCCAGUCUUGUACAGACUGCGGCUCUCUAGCGCUUACCAGUAUCUUGAGCUGCGCUUCAGCAAAGCGGUGCGAAUCUGUGGGACUUUGACCUUCAUCUUUCAGACGGUUAUCUAUAUGGGAGUGUGUGUGUACACUCCUGCUUUUGCACUAAAUGCAGUCACUGGAUUUGAAUUAUGGGGUACAGUGCUGGCCACUGGACUAGUGUGCACAUUGUACACAGCAAUGGGCGGUUUGAAGGCUGUCAUCUGGACGGACGUCUUUCAGACUGUGGUGAUGUUUGCAGGGCAGCUGGCUGUCAUCGUGGUGGGGGUGCUGCAGAGCGGAGGAGUGUCUGAAGUCUGGAGGAAAGUCUGGGAAGGAAACCGCAUAUCUGGACUCGACCUAAACCCGGACCCCACAGAGAGGCACACCUUCUGGACUCUGGGGGUUGGCGGGAUCUUCCUCAUGCUGUCCCUGUACGGAGUAAACCAAUCUCAGGUCCAAAGAUAUCUCAGCGCACGCACAGAGAAGGAGGCCGUCAGGUCAUGCUACAUGGUGUUUCCCUCCCUGCAGCUGGCUCUGUCUUUGAGCUGCGUGAUGGGACUGGUCAUGUUUGCACGUUACUGUGGAGAGGAUCACACAGACAAGCUGGGCCCCUCUUCACAUGAUGCAAUGGUGUUAUACUUUGUGAUGGACAUGCUGCAGGGUCUGCCUGGACUUCCUGGACUGUUUGUUGCGUGUUUAUUCAGUGCUGCUCUCAGCACCAUCUCUUCCUCUUUCAACUCUUUGGCCACUGUCACAAUGGAGGACCUCAUCAAACCACAUUUCCCCGCCAUGACCGAAGCUAAAGCAACCCUGCUGUCCAAAGCCUUAGCUAUGUUCUAUGGGCUGCUGUGUCUGGCCAUGGCCUAUCUCACUCACCUGAUGGGAGAGUCAGUCCUGCAGGUGGCUCUAAAGAUCUUUGGGAUGGUGGGUGGUCCCGUUCUCGGUCUGUUUUGUCUCGGGAUGUUCUUCCCCUCGGCUAACUCUACUGGAGCGGUGGCAGGUUUGGGGGCGGGUCUUGCUCUGUCUUUCUGGGUCGGGAUCGGGAGCAUCGUCACUCGAAGCUCUGUUACGAGACCUCUUUCACCCACAUGUAGAGCCAUCCUGCUGUCUGACAACACGACGACUGCCAUUCAGACUGCACUCAGCAACGUCACUCUGAGCCGACCGUCUGGACUGAAGAGGUUUUAUGCGUUGUCCUACAUGUGGUACAGUGCAUUCAGCUGCUUCUCAGUCAUCCUCACAGGUCUGAUCAUCAGCUUUAUCACAGGCCCUUUGAAAGAAGAGGAUGUGACACCAGGAACUACCUAUGCCCUGUUUGGGAAACUGUUUUGUUUUCUACCUGAACACAUCAAAAAGCAGCUCUGCUGUGUGACUCCUACAGAACAGACGGCAUCACUACAACAAAUCCAGCCUCCACCACACAAAGAAGGCAAUGGAUUAGUGCCUCAAUAUGAAGACGGACAAUCACCAGUGGAGACGGACGCUUUUCUUCCCGAGACCAACACACCUUCUGUGGAGUUUGAAACAGCUCCAUCAGAGUGCUGCAGUCAUUUGAGGGACACAGACGGGCUCAUCCAACAUCGACGCGGUGAUGGUUCACUGAUCCGAACGCUGGAAAACAGGAUCAGGAUGUGGACUUUUAUUUUGCUUUACAUCCUGGGACUAAACCUCUGUCAGACUACUGGCCAAGACAACUCAACACAAAUGUAUUAUGUGAAAAUAAAAAUAGAGCGGAGUGCAAUCCCGAACAUCACAAAUAUACUGAAACCCUUUGUGAGCAAAAGUCAAGUUGUGAACGUUGACGAACUUCGGAUAACAACAACCUGUCAGAAUUCCUCGGACAACGUUUUUUUGUGUACCUGUGAGUCGGGCCACAGAUGGAGCGAUGAAGUCUGUAAAUCUCGCCCACAAUGUUGUGAAGAGAAAUGCCGGUUCUCCAAACCCUCCAACCACGCGUGUGUUUCAGACACCACAGUUACUGUCAGCGGAGAGUUAUCUUUGAAACAACAAAACUAUUCGGAUUGUCUGAAAGGAAAAAGCUCUGAUGAAUUUCGGAUUUGUAAUGCCAAUCUGCUAAAGGAGUUGAAAACAGUUUACAGCACUUUGAAGGGAUUUGACAGAUUAGCAAUCAGCGAAUACAGGUUUGGGAGCGUCAUUGCAAGAUUGAGUAUAACCUUUGCUUUCAAUAUCAAUCUGCAAGAUCUGAUUAAAAAGUCAGCAAGCCUGAAAAAGCAACUCGACUCAUCAUUUGAUCUGGAAACCAGAGGUGUUGUCAAAUUAAGCAUGCCUCCUAACCCUGUGCAUUAUAACAGCAAGCAAGAAAUGAAGUGUUCCGUCCAGCAGGACCUGAAUGCUCAAGGAGUCUGGAAGCUGAAAAGAAAGAGUCAAGAAUUUAACAUAAUUAAUGGCACACAGUCAAGAAUAAUAACAAAUACUCUGGAGAGCAACAUCACUGUCAUUGAAACAUCAGAACUCUGGGCAGGAGAGUACACGUGUGUCUACCGUCAGAACAGAGAUGCUAUCACUAUUCAUCACAAGGCCAGCGGUGUAAUGGACGUGUGCUCUAAACCAAACAUUGACAUCAGCUUCGUUGAAGGUUUUCCAGAUUGCCGGGGUUCAGAGGGUCUGUAUGUGGAAGUCAAAUGUGAGAUAGAGAAGAGCAACGAAAUAUAUUCUGUGACAUGGAGAAGCCAAGACGUAAUUGAGCGUUCUACUGUGGAACAAGGUGUUUCUUCAUCUCAGACUUUUGUUAGCUGCAAGCCACCUAACCCACCUGAGCCACCUAAGCUCACGUGUUCUUUUACGAACAGGUGUAACCAAACCACAAAUGCUUCAAUUGAUAUCGAGAUCAUAUUUGAAGGCGACCGAUUCUGUGACGUUGAUGGUGAUUGGAAAAAAACGAAAGCUGAAUUCACUGCAAAGUUAAACUGCAAGGACAAAGUUGGAAUAAGACAAAGGAAAUGCAUGAAUAAUUCUAUGGAGGCGGAGGCAGCAUGGGGACCAGAGGUUUCAGACUGUGUGAAUCAUGAACUGAAUGAUGUGCUGCAACAAGCAAAUAUUGUUGACAUUGGACUCGACUCAGUCGAUAAAAAUGCUGGACGCGUUUUCUCCCUCCUCCAGAAUGUCUCUACCGACGUGAAGAAGUUCGACACAUUUGCAAAUUUAAAUGCAGCCGUUCAAGUCCUUGUCACUUUGAGCCCAAAGCUUGACUCACUCUCCCUACAGGAGGGUGAAGUGGUGGAUGACUUUUUGGGGUCAUCCAGCAAUUUACUGGACAAGUCUCUAAACGAAACCUGGAAAACAGAAGAAGACAAUACUUCACUGGCUGAAAGAUAUCUGAGUUCUGUCGAGCACAUUAUUCACACCACAGACAUAACACAAAGAAACACAAGGAAACAAAAUGUAGAGCUAGAAACAUGCAAUUGCUCACAGGAAUCCCAUUGUACCAACACAGUGUUUAAUAACACUGUCAGUCUCAUGGGAAAGAACCCUGGCAGCGUAAAAACAGCCGGGUUUAAAGAAUUGUCGAAGUAUUUGCCCAAUAACGAUAAAGAUUAUGAACCUAACAGCAUUGUUGUGUCAACAACUACUGAGAGGGACCUAUCAGAUUCAGUCACGGUCCAGAUCAACUUCCAAUUGCUUGAGCCGAGGCCUCGCAACGUUAAGAUGAUUUGUGCAUCGUGGGACAACAACACCAGGGGCUGGUCAACACAUAAAUGUGAAUGGAAGUGGGAGAGAGGCGCUGAGGGUGUCUGCGUCUGCGAGCAUUUGUCAUCAUUUGCCAUACUGAUGGGAAAGUAUCCCUUAAAAGUCCAUUGGAUAACAGAAACAACGUAUGUUGGACUAUCUGUGUCAGUCAUAUCACUCGUUCUCAGCCUUGUGAUAGAAAUAGUUGUCUGGCGCGCUGUGGUCAAGACGGAUUCUUUACAUUUACGCCACACUGCACAUGUUAACAUUUGCCUGUGUUUGUUAGUUGCAGAUUGUUGUUUCUUAGCUUCUUCUGAGCCAGAUAAUAUUUCACCAAACUGGUGCAAGACCUUCGUAGUGCUGAAGCAUUUCUGCUACCUGGCCAUGUUCUUUUGGAUGCUGUGGCUGAGCAGCGUGCUUCUUCACCAAGCACUGUACCUCUUCCAUAAUGUGAGCAAGAAAAAAUCCAUGAAUUUGGCGUUCACCGUGGGCUAUGUGUGUCCUUUGCUGAUCGUUUCCAUUACAUUUCUGGCUAACAAAGCAGGGGCUGAAGGCCAUUACUACUCAAAAGACUCUUGUUGGCUGGUUUACACUUCACUUUUUAAAGGGUCUAUUUAUACAUUUGUCAUACCGGUUGGUAUCAUCGCUUUCUUCAACAUGGUCGCCAUGCUGGUGGUCAUUUUGAAGCUUCUGGAUCGCUCUGCACACACACAAUCAUUUAAUGAAAAAGAAAAAAAGGGUGUCAUAACCAUCUUGAGGACGGUUAUUCUUCUGACUCCAAUCUUCGGUGUGACUUGGGUCUUUGGCUUUGCUGUAAUGAUUCUAGACCUUGCAUACGGAACCAUAGCUUACGUUGCUAAUUAUGCCUUCACCCUGAUGAACGCGUUCCAGGGUUUGUUCAUUUUACUGGCUACAUUCCUGGGAGACCCAUUGAUUCGGGGAGAACUACUGAGACAGCUAAAAAGCAAAGCUCCAGCAUCGACUAAUGAAAGCAUCACUGACUCAACUUUUACUAAGUGAAAAGGAUCCCAUACAUGUCCACAAAUCAACAACAAAAAAUACAUUUACACAUUAAACCACAAGCUAGUUGUUGUCAGUUUUCUCUUUUGAGUUGCUACUUUUUGUUGUUGCUUACUUUGGCUUAUUACCUGUGAUGCUAGAUAACUGCUCAAUAUCAUGUUUUUUAGUAGAUCUAUUUUUUAUUCUGUUAGGAAAUAUUUUCAAACUGUAUUCUUUUAAAUGAAACUAAAAAGUUAUGUUGGUAUGUGGGUAAUGCAAUACUGUUUAUUACAUGUUUUAAAUUAAUACACUGAAAUGUCACUCACACACAGUCAACUGAGAAGAUUCAAAGAUUAUGUACGCUUUGUUGUGUAAACGGAAGUAAAGCCUACAUGUGAGUGUUUCUUUGAGA